CGCACGGUUAUUAAAAAUUGAGCUAAUCUUAUAGCAAUACCUCUUGCUCCAACAUUAGGGUUUCUUCUUCCUCCCAGUCGCAACACAGAUUCCUCAGCUCCCUUCGAUUUUCCUGGUGCUUGCGACCCUUCUUCAGAUCGAGAACAUGGCGACCACUACAGCAAGGUCUUUUCUCCAAGUGGCGGCAACGGAGGAGGUUGCACCGCCUCUCAGAGUUGUUCAGAUGGAAGGAUUGGUUAUCCUGAAGAUAAUUAAGCAUUGUAAGGACCACUCACCUUCUUUAGUCACUGGACAACUUCUUGGGCUGGAUGUUGGCAGUGUUCUUGAAGUUACCAACUGCUUCCCCUUUCCAAUGAGGGAGGAGGAUGAGGAAAUUGAAGCUGAUGGUGCUAAUUACCAGCUUGAAAUGAUGAGGUGCCUGAGGGAGGUUAAUGUUGACAAUAAUACAGUUGGAUGGUAUCAGUCUACACUGCUUGGGUCCUUUCAGACCGUGGAGCUGAUUGAAACCUUUAUGAAUUACCAGGAGAAUAUUAGACGCUGUGUUUGCAUUGUAUAUGAUCCAUCAAGGUCUGAUCAAGGUGUCCUAGCCCUGAAGGCCUUGAAGCUUUCUGAUUCAUUCAUGGAACUGUAUCGCAGCAAUAAUUUUACUGGAGAAAAGUUGAGGGAAAAGAAUUUAUCAUGGGUGGAUAUCUUCGAGGAAAUACCUAUCAAAGUUUCAAAUUCUGCUCUCAUCAGUGCUUUUAUGACAGAGCUGGAACCUGAUACUCCAGUCACGCAGUGUGAUUAUGAUCGGCUGCAACUGUCAACCAGUUCACUAUUGGAGAGAAAUACAGAAUAUUUGAUCGAGUGCAUGGAUGACUUGUCACUAGAACAACAAAAGUUCCAAUUCCACUAUCGGAGUCUGUCUCGUCAGCAAGCUCAGCAGCAAGCAUGGCUUCAAAAGAGAAGGACAGAGAACAUGGCACGCAAAGCUGCUGGGGAGGAGCCUUUGCCUGAAGAAGAUCCUUCAAACCCCAUCUUCAAGCCACUCCCCGAGCCAUCACGGUUGGAGAGUUUCCUCAUUACAAACCAAAUUUCUAACUACUGCAACCAAAUUAACGGGGUCUCGGGACAAAGCUUUAACAGACUUUAUUUGAUGAAGGCUUUGCAUGAGGAUUGAGCAUGCAAUUUUUGUUAGUCGCUCUGAUGUAUGCUUUGAGCCAAUUUACUUUUGAUUUAGGGUUGAAGUUUUAUGAGUAAAUUGGUACGAUAUUUACUGAUUCGAUGUUUAGGUGCUGUAAUUUUUGGAGAAAAAACAAAUUCUUUAUAAACCCUUCAAAUUGUAAGGACUAAGGAGUGUGAUCUGUUCUUUAUGCAGUGCUACAUGUCACUCAAUUAUUUUUGGAUC
This is a messenger RNA of Lotus japonicus, 1387 nucleotides long. RefSeq names its product eukaryotic translation initiation factor 3 subunit H. Gene Ontology annotation, molecular function: metallopeptidase activity; protein binding; translation initiation factor activity. The record is from RefSeq and is a predicted model, not a curated record. The transcript has 12 exons. Gene Ontology annotation, cellular component: eukaryotic 43S preinitiation complex; cytoplasm; eukaryotic translation initiation factor 3 complex. The coding region runs from base 146 to 1159 and encodes 337 amino acids. NCBI's taxonomy places the organism in Eukaryota, Viridiplantae, Streptophyta, Magnoliopsida, Fabales, Fabaceae.